AAACAAUGCAAUUCUGUCACUGGGCCGGCCCGGCAAACGAUACUGCACAAGAGCCCAUAGGAGAACAGAUAGAUAGCGCGGUUAUCUUUCCAUGUCCUUCAAUCACUUGCCUCCGACACGACAACAAGAGGCAGAUUAUUAGCCUAUUACAUCCCGGCGCAGUGUAGCAAUCAGGUGAAGUGCGAUCACGAGUCGUUUUUGCGAAGGAAACCCGGUCAAAAUGGUGCAUAAACAUCAUGUCGCUGGAUACGAUGCAUUCGUUGCAUUCAUGAAAGACUUCAACGGAAACGGAGGCGCGAUCAAUAUCCUUUUCUCCGGCGCCAAACUUGCCAACGGUGAGAGCUGGUGUGGAGACUGCGUGGAAGCCGCUCCGUUCAUCGAAACGGCAGUCAACACGAGCGCACCGGAAAAUUCGCACUUCAUCUACGUCGAUGUAGGCGAUCGACCGACGUGGAAAGAUAUGAACAAUCCGUUCCGCAAGGAUACCAACACACAUCUUUCCGUCAUUCCUACGCUGAUACGAUGGAAGAAUCCGCAGCGUCUCGAGGGCGAGCAGUGUGCCAAAGCUGAUCUGCUGGAACUAUUCUUUUCGGAAGAUGAUUAAACUGGUGCUGGAUGAUGAUAAUUUCUGGUACAUAUACAGCCUUAAAUACACUAUAUUUGUCCGAUAUAAAGAACGCACUCUUUCAGGGGUCACUCCCUACUACGAUUUGUUUGCGAUAUGGUCUACGUCAAUUUGUCUACGCUUUAGUAGUGAGAGAUAAAUUUAAAAUCCUU
Molecule: messenger RNA, 777 nt
Organism: Anopheles stephensi (Asian malaria mosquito)
Lineage: Eukaryota; Metazoa; Arthropoda; Insecta; Diptera; Culicidae
Product: thioredoxin domain-containing protein 17-like
Exons: 3
Coding region: 221-604 (127 amino acids)
Cellular component (GO): cytosol
Molecular function (GO): protein-disulfide reductase [NAD(P)H] activity
Source: RefSeq, a predicted model, not a curated record